Messenger RNA from Drosophila navojoa, 1580 nucleotides. Its product is annotated as putative methyltransferase-like protein 25. Lineage: Eukaryota; Metazoa; Arthropoda; Insecta; Diptera; Drosophilidae. The record is from RefSeq and is a predicted model, not a curated record.
ACAGUUUCUAGAACUAACAAAAUGGAACAUAUAGGAGUGGGACAGCUACAGUGUCGCCUCGAUGAGUUGAUAAAUUACUUGACUCCGUUCAUGUCUUUAAUUAAUUGCCACAUGGUUAACUACUUAACGGAUGACUAUUGGAAUGAAUUUGUGCCUCAGUCAUUAAGAGCGGAACUUCCAACACCUGUGGAAGUGCAACAAGCCAUAGAAAUAUUGUUUUCGAAUGACUCAACUGAUUUGCAGCAGUUUCCAGCGCUUGCCCAAUUUUUAGAAAUGAGUAAGCGCCACCGCUUGUCCAGUACCACAGAGCUAUUGACCAGUGUUGAGCAACUGGACCAGCUGCUGAAUGCACAAAUGCAAACUCAGCUUAACAUUAAAGAAUUUAUGAGCGCUAAGAAGUGCCAUGAGGUAGAGCUAACUGCGGCCUUGAUAAACAAGCUCGUAAAGAGUAUAAUAGACGACACUAAUUGCUAUAUUGUUGAUGCUGGAGAUGGCAAAGGAUACCUCUCAUCGAGAUUGAGUCUAGAGUAUGGACUUUCGGUGCUCGGAAUUGAUGCUAACGAGUCAAACACUAAAAAUGCCCUCUCACGGGAUAGUAAAUUACAGCGCGCCUGGAAUGGCUUAACAGAACGCGCUGAGAUACUAAACCAAGGAAAAACACCACCAAGACGCGGUAAAAAGUCUUCCAGUAGGGAAACACACAUAAAUACCCCCACAAAUAAAUAUAAAACAACUUCAAUUUACAUAACCACCGAACUAAACUUGAGCGACUUAGUUAAGGAACAUUUUAAGGAUGAGCUACAAGUUGUUGAUCCUUGCAUAUGUCUCACCGGUCUGCACACCUGUGGAAAUCUUGCCGCCACUUGUUUGCAGGUUUUCCAUGCUCAAAAUAAUUGUCGUGUGCUGUGUAAUGUGGGCUGCUGCUAUCAUUUGUUGAACGAGCGCUACUCGGAACAAGAAUUCUUUGGGAAUAAGGCAUUGAUGAAGCAGUCAACGGAUUUUGGAUUCCCUAUGAGUCGCUAUCUUCAAGAACGCAAAGUAAAACUAGGUCGAAAUGCCCGUAUGCUAGCCGCACAAUCCAUUGAGCGUACCUUGUCAGCCAAGGAGCUGCCUAACAUUUCGCUCUACUAUCGCGCCCUACUCGAGGUUCUAGUCUGCAGCCACGCUCCCGAUCUAAAGAACUCCUUACAGGUGGGCAAAGUACAAAAAUUUAAUAAUUUUAUUGAAUAUGUGCAAAAGUGUUCAAAGAAGCUAAAUGCUUCAUGGCUGGCUGAGGUCAAAGAAGAUGAACUGGAAGCCUUACUACAGAAGUACGAAUCAGAUAAACAUUAUCUAUCGCUCUUUUAUCUGCUGCGCAUGUCAUUUGCACCGGUAGUGGAAAGUCUAAUUCUUCUCGAUCGAUUGCUCUACCUCAAGGAACUGGGCUACACGCACAGCUAUUUAAUAGAUCUGUUCGAUGCAGUUAUAUCACCACGACACUAUGCGGUAGUUGCAUUCAAGGAAACCUCGAUUCGACGCUGAAUUUGAAAAGCGUGUGCAAUGUCUUCUAAUCUAUAUAAUAUAUAUACGAGGGUAGUCUG